CCCGGAAUGACAGUCACGUCUCACAGCGGCUGCAGUUGGAGGUACAGCAGCAUGCUGCAGUCAAUAGAAUAGUUGAGGCACAGUACGCUUUGUACGGAGGAGUAUCACAACAGCAGCUGAAUCCCACACAAACAGGAAUCGUCAGCUAACUCUCAGUAACUCAAGGGCCGAGGGCUAGCCAUAUUAUUGAUGGAGGUAUACCUACGAGGGUAGAGAUCAGACAUCCAGCUCCAGACAGUCUGGACCUAUCAUCAAACAGAUUGGACAUAACUGGACAAUUCCACCAGGUCACUCACCGUCCUGGGAAGACCUACAUAUAUAUAUAAAAAUCUGGAUCUACAAUAUUACGUCUCCCUAUACGGAAAAAACCAACGCAAUUUUGAUUUGGCAUAAUAGCUCUUCAUACAGACCAAUAUUGGAGUAUUUCCUGAGGAGACAACUUCGCCGGAACUUUCGGUGCCAAUUUUCCUGUUGUUGAAUUCGACUGGAGUGACCAGAUAGCAAAUACAAUAGUGGACAGAGACUGACCAGUGAGGUGGAAAGAGAUAUUUAAAACAGAGUCAAACCCCUGCAGGCGCAGUGAUAUGGAUUUUGUCAGCUAAUGAAAAGUCGGAACAAGAGAUCAUAGGCACAGAUAGAGCUGAAGCAGGGAUGGUAUAGGAAGUGUUUAAAACAAGGGAACUGAUUCAUACCUAUUGGGGGUGUGUGCUGGCGGUCAGUGUGGACACAGGUGGUUAUCUCGUUGCUACCGGACUGGUCAUCUAACUAUGGUCAUCACACACUGGGUCAUUUGACACCACAUCUCACCUUUGAGGUGAUGUGAUUUCUGAAGAUUAUCUCUGGUAUAUGUUUUUUAAAAUCAUGGAAUCUACUUCUGUUUCUCGGAAUUUUGUGAUGGUUUUUAUGACAGUGUGGUAUUCGUCUGCAGUGGUUUUGGGCCAAGGUGUUGAGUACUAUCUACCAGAAGGCGAUCAAACGGACCGAUUCAUUGGCAAUGUAGCAUCGGAUGCCCGACUCCAGGAGGUGGUAGAUAAUACAGAAUUCCAUAACUUACGAUACAGCUUCCUAACAACGGGUAGUGAGUAUGCCUCUCUUUUCUCUAUAGACGAACAUACUAGCUUCUUAUAUACAGUCGGGGCAUUAGACAGAGAAACAAUAUGUGAGUUCUCUCCCUUAUGUGUCUUAUACCUUGAUGUAGCAGCUCAGUCCACCAUGGGCAGCUUUUUCAAAAAGAUCAAGGUCACCCUUUAUAUUGAAGAUGUCAAUGACAAUGCACCUAUAUUUGACAACCCUUCCAUAAGUCUGACCAUAUCGGAGGCGGUGCUUGUUGGGACAUCUAUCACUAUUGAUGGAGCCAGAGAUCGCGAUACGAGUGACCAUUACUCUCUCCAGUCUUAUAAUGUAACGCCAAGUACUUCGCCUUUUUCCAUUAAAUUCUUAAAGAAUUUAGACAGUACUUCUGUUGUCCAGUUACUGGUGAAGGAAGCUUUAAAUAGGGAAAUACAAGACUUUUACCAAAUCACAGUCACCGCUGAAGAUGGUGGCUCCCCACCGAAGUCUGGAAUUCUCAAGGCUAAUAUUUCCAUUUCUGAUGUCAACGACAAUUCGCCAACCUUUGGAAGCUCCUUCUAUAAUAUCACUGUUCGCGAGGACAUCAAUGUUUCAACGGUGAUAAUGGUCGUGUCUGCAUCUGACCUUGACCAAGGACGUAAUGGGGAUAUAUUUUACAGGCUAAGUCCGCACCAGGAAGUGACCAAUCUACAACACUUCAGUAUUAACAAUAAGACGGGUGAGCUAUACGUCAUCAAACCCAUCCAGUAUGUACCUGGGCAGGUGUACAAAAUCAUUGUGGAGGCCAGCGAUAAAGGUGACCAGCCCCUCACCUCGCAGACGUUCGUCCAUGUUUCUGUCACGGAUGUCGGAAACAGACGUCCAGUCAUCACCACCAAUCUUCUUAGUGGCCUUGAUAUUGCCAAGAUCUCGGAAUUCGCUGAUCUUGGUGCUGUCGUGGCGCAUAUAGCAGUGGAGGAUCCAAACUCGGGACGAAAUGGUGAGAUUGACUGUUGGGCCGAGGCCGAUGCUUUCUCUCUACAGAGGCUCGACGCUAAAGAGUUCAAAAUCGUUGUCAGUCAGAGUCUUGAUCGAGAGAUGCAGGAACGACAUGACGUGAAGGUCAUGUGUCAGGACAAUGGAACACCACCUUUAAACGACAGCGAUAGUUUUGUGGUGUUAGUUGACGAUGUGAAUGAUUCGCCUCCAAUAUUUACGUCGCUCUCCUAUAACGAGGAAGUUUUCGAGAAUAAUAAUUUCGGAGAAGUGUUGGUUCAGGUUCAUGCUUCAGAUGGGGAUAUCGGACAUAAUGCCAUGGUGUUAUAUUACAGUCGCAGUGAUAACAACUAUGUCAAUGUUGAGGCAUUGUCUGGGAUCAUCCGGGCCAACAUGUCAUUUGACCGAGAGACCACGCCAACCAUCGAGUUUGAGGUACUCGCCAUUGACCAAGGUGAGCCAGCUCAGACAGGCACCGUAACUGUGACCUUGACCAUCAAGGAUGUUAAUGAUGAAGCACCCGUAUUCAGUAAACCAGUUUUCGUGUUUGAGAUCUCAGAAAACAAACAUGCAGGGACAAAUGUUGCCCAGAUUGUUGCUACAGAUCGUGAUGAGGGCGACAACUCUAAAAUCGCCUACUCUAUCGUAUCAGGACAAAACCAGAUGAUUCCAUUUUUCCUUUUUCCUAAUGGACAAAUAAAAAGUGAUCGAGAGCUUGAUCGGGAAGUACAGAGUGUUUAUGACUUUAUCGUCCAAGCAGAAGAUAUGGGCAGACCCUCUAAGAAUAGCUCAGCACGUGUUAAAAUCAUAGUUUUGGAUGAAAAUGAUAAUGUACCAGUUAUAACUGCUCCUAGUUCUACAAAUAACAGUAUCUCUCUCUCCUUGAAUACAGAGAUAGGGACAAGAGUCACAAUCAUUAGAGCGUUUGAUUUGGAUGAGAAAGAGAAUGGAUUAAUUAGAUACUUCAUAACACAACGAAAUGACUCUGACUUGUUCGAAUUAAAUGAAAAAACAGGAUCACUUAUUUUGAAAAGGAAAAUUUCACAGAAAUCUGGAGAAACAAUUGUUUUGGAUCUAAUGGCAUCUGAUCAAGGAAAACCGAGACUCACAACAACGCGGAUGUUAUUCAUCAAAAUUACCUCCCCUACUUAUUUCACGGACACUAUACAGCGAAAUGUCAUCAUCGUCAUCAUCUUAUUGGCUGUCACAGCCGUGUGUUCUGGGGCCAUUAUAAUAAUAAUUUGUGUCUUGCGACGAAAUGAUCGUGAAAGGAAAGACAAAGAAAAGGAGAUAUACAAACAAGCCACGUCCCUGGAGGGGGGUGUCAGUGUUUUCUCUCUCCCGGAGGAUGAUUCCACUCUCGGGGAGAAAAAGAAAAAAAAGGAAGUGAGUUUCUCCCUUGACGACGAGGAUAUGCUUCAGAUUGCUGACCCAAAUCAACUAUCCGCAAAAAAUAACAACCUGGCAUUGGAAAAGCCAUUUGAAAGCAAAAAUUUUCCCAAGAAACAGGAUGACAAUCACAGUAUCGUGUCCGGCGACACAAACGCUAGUGACAGUGGGCGUGGCGGCAGCGACGACGAAAACCAUGCACCGAAACCCCCACACACCACAAGUACAUUCCAUGACCCAAUUCCUCAGAAAUCAUGGUUCGAGUUCCAGAGGCCGCAGAAUCGGGAAAUGCAGACUUUUUCGUUACAUCGCCCUGGGCCUGGUUCUCCUUCUACGAGUUCCAAGCCCGCAAGUUACCGUGACUUUUUGUCUAAUUCUGUCUCCAAUGUACAGAUACAUGUGACUGCGGAGAAAACUCACCGGCCAAAAAAUGGCCUCAAUAACAUCUCGUUUGACUCGGGCAAAUUCUCGCCCGCUCCGACAAUAGAUAUUUCGCAGGACUAUCGGGAUUGUGUCGUAUGACAUCCUGUUUUGUGUGGGUGGACAACAUUUUUAUAUUACGUGAAGAAAUUAUAUCGGCUUUAUUGUGUUCAAGUGCUCGUUUGCUGGAAAUUCAUACGAUUCCUAAAUUUCUACAACUGGAUAACAUCAAUGUUAAUUUGCUGUAUCAUAUUCGUACAAGUCUAUGCGAAAUCGUGUAGAUUGUCGAGACGUUUCAUCUUGAUCCUGUGAUGACGUAGGUUACCCAUAACCAGCUAGGAGGUCGAGGUCACAUAGAAGCUGUCUGAAAAGGUCAAGGUCACUGUUCUUGAAAUUCAACAAGUAGAAAGACAAUCAGUCCGGAGUCAUUAAUGAAGCUAAUCACAAGAAUGUUUAAAAGUCAUGCAACAAGGAAAUUUUGUUUAAUCAUCUAGCCAUUAGGGAUUCUAAAACAAAAAUGGAGGAAUGGAGAGUUGGAACCAAAAUCGGGGAAAAAAAACCAACAACUUCAAAACGCCUCCUCACGGCCCAUUUCCAUGACUACCACUGAAUGACGAUCUUGCUUGAUGUAGUAAUUGCGACUCAGCUUGCUUACCAUCGGCCGCACUGCUGUACAUUGAAGAGAUCUGGGUUUGACACUUAUAAGGACAAGAUGCUUCGAUGAUGUACAGCUCCGAGACCGCGUAACUGAGCAGUCGUUUGUUUGGUGCCAUCCAGCGCCCGUAAAUAACACCGCACAAAUGCCAUCGAGGAUGAAAACAAUUGUGUUUUUAAUGGCAAGACAGUGGAGAUUGGGUGAAAUAGGAAUUAGAAGAGCUAUUAUCCGAAUUGGGAAAGAGGCUGACAAGACAUUAGUUCGUGUGUGGACCUAGGACUUAUGGGUGAUCUCUUGUCUACAUCUUCGGAACAUAAAUCAUAUCUAUUGUCCCACGAUUGCCAGCACACAAUCUAACCUCAUAUACACUCUUACACUAGAAUCACCGAAAUUGUUCUUGCGCUCGCCGGAUCCAUUUGUUUUAGAUAGCACUGGUGUGUUGCCUCCUGGAGAUCAAUAGCGAUAAGGAGGGUUUUAUAUUAAACGUUCCUGUACCUAUUUGGAACCCAUACAUUUCCCACCAAUAUUACAUUGUAAAUUGUUCGAGUAAUCGGACAGAAGUAAUGUGAAGGCUCCGGCAGGCGUAGGGGCGCUGGCUUGGUGGGAGUCUGGGAGGAUGUCCGCUGUGUGAUGGGUUGAUAGUGCAAAUUACAUGUCACGUUGGUGACAUAUGGAGGGGAACACUCAAUGGAUUCUAACAUUCCUCGCUCGAUGUACAAACCAAGUCGGGACAAUCAUUCUACCAGCGAAAACCGUUGCAUGCGAAUACCAACAAUUACACAGCUAUACAUUAGGAUUGUCAGGAAUGGUAUAAGUUCUCCUUAGGGGUGUUGUUUAUCAGAUGAAAAUGUUUUAUCAGAUGAAAUUACUUACAUAAAAACAAAUUAUGUCAUUACGAAAGGUCGCGGCUAACAUAAAUAUAUGAUAUUAGGAAAUUGUGCGUGAGUUAUGUGCCAAAUGUGUAAAUAUUUUUGUAUGUUGUUCGAGACAAGGUUUACUUCGCUGUGUGUGUUUAAGCGUCGUAGCAUGAGCUGAUGUUUGAAAAGGGAAAACCAUGACAGUUAAAGUAGGAGAUGCUGCAGACGGCCUCCUGUGUCAGAUCUGGUCACACUGGCUCAUGCAUCACUAGAUCCUAACCGAGUUUUGUUUUGUGUAAUUUAAAGCUUACAGUUACGUUAGAGAAUGGAUGACUGCCUCCUGAUGGGAGAGCUAAAGUGUGGGAGUAGUUAUAGGGGCUAGGUGUUUUCUGUAGGGUAAGGAAUGGUGAUGAUGAUCGUAGUCCACCACUCUACAGACUGUACCAUGUGAUGCUGAAGUAAUACAGACACUAUACUACCAAUACAGUGGUUGAUACAGAAAUCGGCUUCAUUUUCCAGUCUUUCCCCUAAAAUUUAUCAUUUAUCCUCACAGCACCCAUUUCUCCUUAGAGGCUGAGAGUAGGGGGAUGGCCCGGGGCUAACGUUUUGAUAAAGAGCUAUAUAAACUAUAGCUAUACACCCUCUUCCACAAUCCUUUCCAAAACCUCUGCAGUGUAACAGAAAUCUGCUGUACAAUGCUUUAACUAAUUCACCCCUACAUAGCUAAACUGGACUUGCUCAGUCUUUAAUUUCUUAAGGUUCCAUAUGUGACUUUAGGGGUGAAUGGGUUAAGACAUCACAGGUUUGCUUCUCUCAUCCUGGGAUAUAAUUACCAUAUUCAAUCUAACAAAAAAAUGAAUAUAAAAAAAAAGAACUUAAUUGUCACCUGGUAGUUUGAGUAAAUUAGGAUGGUUUCAAAACCUUCAAAAAUUCUCAAAAUGAACUAUAAUCAACUUUUUUUUGCAAGCACAAUAUAUAAGUCGGUAAACAAUGUUAAAGGGGAUAAAAUGCUCGGUUUAGAAUAAAAGAGAGGGCCCAUGGGCACUUAUCACGCUGACCAUUUAUUUAGGUGAAUACGGUAUACAUUUUUACCAAACCACCCUACCAGUAGAUGAAACCUGACAUUAUCAACAUCAACUUGUGGGGGGUCUGGUCAGAUAUGACAUUGUAUCAAUAAAACUAGGGGUUCAUGACAGAGAAAUCAGUUUUCUGAGGAAAUAAGAUCAUACAAGAAAUUGCAAGAUGUUCUUAAAAGUUCUUAAGUUUCAUUGCAAACUGGAAGCUGCUAUAAAAUGUGAAGGGUACAGUCUGGUGAAAGAUGUAUGUUGUAUUAACCAGUUUUUAGAGUUUCUGUUCAUGAAUACGCCAUGCGUGCUAGUCAUUGGUCAGCAAUGCUAAGCUUUGACAAAUUCCCAAGACAAUUAUUUUUUUGAGAAAAAAAAUGCAUAACAAUUGCAGCCUAUUUGGGAUGCAUAUGUCUUUUACAAGUAGGACACUUUUUGUCCUUUCCUUGUUGUUUAUAUGUCUAUCUGCAAAAAAUUCAUGAAUUUUCCAAGAGGCCUAAAUCUAGAUAAAUGGUAUUUUGCUGCUUUAUAUUGGGUAAUGACCAUAGGUUUAAAGUGUAGUCAGCUUAAUGCAUUACAAUAAAAAAAACUGUUGUGUCUCUAUAUAUGUGUCAUGAAGCAUGAAAUAGACUUUUUAAAUUUUCAAUGUGUUAACCUCAACCAUUAUAUUUUUUCCUGAAGUCUUAUUUUAGGAAAAUAUUAUUGAAAUAUAUGACAAAGUCAAAUAUUGCACAGGACGGUAAGAUUUUAUUGUGAUCACAAUUUAAACAGAUAAAAUGGAGAAUUUAAAUUACAAAUUUUGAUGUUAAGCUAACAAGACUUUGCAGGCAAGAGAUUUAUGGGGAGGUUGGAAACAGCUGAGAGCUGGGUGUUACACAGUCUAGGGGAAAAUUAUAUGGAUGACCGAUUCUGUCAGUCCAAAAUGCUUUAUUGUCACAGUGAAAUUGCAAUUUCUCCAUGUAUUAGAUAUAUGCGAAUACUACAAGACUUUUAAAAAGCUUUCUGAUGUUCUUAGACAUGCAUAUUCUAAUGAAAAAGAUUUCAUGGUUUGUGUGUGUUUCAUUUUCUUAUACUGUAAAAGUGGAAAUUUUUGCGGUUUUGAAAUGUUCAUGCUUUUCAUGUUCAGUAAAUUAGCACAAAAAUAUCUGCAAAUGAAAUUUAUGUAUAGAUUAUAGUUGAACAGAAUGUAUGUACUUCAGACCUAGCUUAGUGUGAACACAAAAAUUUCCACACUGCGAUAGGUUUAAAGGGUCACAACGGGAACAUUUAUUUCCACAUGCGAAAAUGUCCAAUUUUACUGUAUGUGCUCACCUCGGCAGCCAUCUUGGAUUUUAAAAAAAAUAAUGCUUUUGUGUGCAAUGCAUUAAAUUCCUUUCUGUUAAACCAGAAAUGCGUCUUGAAGAAAUGUCAGUCGUCAUGUCGAAAUGUCAGCUGUCAUUUAGAAGCUAAAUCUUCAUCAGUAAAACAUACAGUGAACAUUAGCUUAAAAUUCUUAAGAAGAUAAUGUGUGAAUAUUUUUUGUGAACACACCUCCUCAAAUUAACAUACCUGUGGUACUUCAGAAAAAAACUUAAUUUGAAAAGCAGUUUUGAAUUCUAAAGGAACGAAAGUGUGAACAUUUUAAAAUCAUUUCCUUCUCAAAAUUACCAUACUACUGGAAAGCUUACACAAGCAGUGUGUCAAGGAAAAAUCCAGAUGGAGUGUUUUUUACUAGUAAAACUUUUUAAUCUAAUUGCAUCUUAAGCUUCGACACAGAAAUGCCUACAGAGGCAUGCACAGUGACAAUGUUCAAGUGGAAGAGAUGAGGAAUGAAAAAUUCAUCACUUAUUCAAAUAAUUAGAUUCAAUUGUCAAAAUUGAUUUGAGAUAUUCUAUUUUUAGAAUUUCCAUGAUAUUGGUACAUUUGUAAAGAUGCUGUGUUUGAGGAAAUUAUGAUGACAUAACAGCAGAAAGAAAUAUUGUGUACUGAUGAAAGCAAUUUUGUGUGAAAGAGGAACAAGUUUUUUAAAAUUUGCACCUGGUGAUAGACACACUAUGUACUUGUAGAAUUUCAUGGAUCAAUAUCAUACGGCAACAGAUAUUCGUCGUUAGAUACAUGGCCAUCGAUCCCCCAAGCAUCUCCUCCUCGUGUUCCAGGUCAUUCUUCUGUCAGUCCUAAUAUCUUGCCUAGUAUUAUAACACAUUUAGAGAGAUGAAAUGAGAGUAACGAUAUAUACAGUACAGUGACACCUCUUUACACUGCCAUUGUAUUUAUUUUUAUUUUCAAAAACUUGCAUAAAAAGAGUGUGGCGAUAUGACAAUGGAGCUUUAUAGAGAAACUAAUGAGAACAAAAAACUUUGUGCUGCUUCAAAGGAGCAUAUAAAGAGAUUUGGUAAAAAAACAAAUUUUCAUAAUUUUACAAAUGGAAAAUUUGUCAAUAAGCGAGAUGGUAAAUGGAAUGGGCGGCAUUAUAUGGAGGUGUCCGAAAUAUACUGUACAAGGUUACAUGAUUUUUUUGUGUUUUUAUUCUUUUUGGUAAUUUGUUGUUGCAUUUGCUGGAUGUUUUUAACAGGAGUUGCAUUCAUGAACCUUUAAAUACAUGUGAAUUGUUAACACUGCCAUGUGAUGAGUGCAAUAUUUUGUGUGUUUGUAUGACUAACAGUGUGUAGCUUUAUUAAACUCCGAGAAUUGUCAAUACAUGCAGAUUUGAUCUGUUGGAAUUAAUAAGAUAUUAUAAUAUAGGACCACGAUCCAAUGGAAUCGUAAGAUAUUAUAACAUAGGACCACAUCUCAAUGGUCGAAGUUUGUUCAUUCCACCUUUAGAGAUAGCAUUCCUGAGUACGAUCUUCAUGAUGAUAAACUCCACAUACUAUUGGAGACUUAUAAAUUAUUGUAAUUUAUGUCUCUGAUUAUUUAUACCUGCUCAACAGCUCCCAACACAGCUAACAGUUAAAUUCCUUAUUGCUUGUCAUUUGCAUUAAGACUUUCAUCUUCUUCAUCAAGGAAAUUGUAAACUUCAUGAAAAAUUUAGAUUUUCUGAAAUUAAGUAAGACAGUUAUGUAUAUAUUUAGAAGAAAAUCAAUACUUUGUGCUUCAGUGAAAUAUAUAUUGCGGCACAUUGAUGCCGUUGCUGUUCUGAGAUCCCUUGUGCACCAGUGAUAAGUUCUAAACCACACAAACAUGCCAGUUUUUGAUGUUUACUCAUCUAAAUACCUGUGUCAGAAUGCCUCUUUUGUAAAUUUAUAUGUGUCGGCUCAAAGAUCAAAAUAAAUAUUUAUUUUUAUUGCU
Messenger RNA from Mizuhopecten yessoensis (Yesso scallop), 9698 nucleotides. Its product is annotated as protocadherin gamma-B1-like. Gene Ontology annotation, cellular component: plasma membrane. NCBI's taxonomy places the organism in Eukaryota, Metazoa, Mollusca, Bivalvia, Pectinida, Pectinidae. Gene Ontology annotation, biological process: homophilic cell-cell adhesion. The transcript is spliced from 7 exons. Gene Ontology annotation, molecular function: calcium ion binding. Bases 847 to 3957 code for a protein of 1036 amino acids. The record is from RefSeq and is a predicted model, not a curated record.